Paramecium tetraurelia is the source of this 1575-nucleotide messenger RNA. RefSeq lists its product as uncharacterized. Gene Ontology annotation, biological process: centrosome duplication. Gene Ontology annotation, molecular function: zinc ion binding. The record is from RefSeq and is a predicted model, not a curated record. Lineage: Eukaryota; Ciliophora; Oligohymenophorea; Peniculida; Parameciidae. The transcript has 4 exons.
AUGUUAUACUUUUUGUAAUCAAUUGAUCAGUUUGGAGUUGAGUAAAAACUGUAAAUUCCCCCAAUUAACCCUACAUAAAAAAGUGCUUUAGGAGGAUUAAUAACUCUCGCUUUAUAUGGAGUCAGCUUAGGAUAUUUUCUAUUCCAAUUCAUUGAUUGGCAAACAAAUAAUAAACUUCCUAAAAUUACUUCUCUAUAUUAAUAGAUUGAUGCUAACUAAACUAUUGUAUAAAGUGGAGUAUUUAUUGAGAUUUCUUAUUAUUAAAAGCUGAAUAAUUAGAUUGAUCCUUUUAAUCCCAAACAAUUGAUCUUUAAUCCAAUUUUCUAAUUAGUACCAAAUAAUUGGGAUGAAUUAUCAAACUUAACUCUUCGUUUCGAAUAAGAAUAGUCAGAAAGUGGUAAAAUUAUCAAUAAGUUUUUUAUUGAUGAUAUUGAAAUUAUAAAAUCACAACCUGCCUAAUCUCAAAUAAGUUCAAGAGAAUAUUAAUUAUUACUUGGGUAUUGUAGAUAAGAUCAAUUAAUACAAGGACACUAGUGUGCUGAUGAAGAAACUAUCAAUCAAUUUUAUGAUCAAGAGAACUAUUUUCAAGUUUAAUUAUACAUUGAAUAGUUCAAUCCAAAAACUAAGCAAUUCAAAAAAGUUCCGAAAUUUUUUAUUUUUGACAUGAUGCCAGGUUCGCUUUUUUAAAAUUAAUUUACUUUAUAAGCAGGUGAAUUGGAAUUAGAUGAUGGAUUUUUCUUACCAAAAAACACCAAGUAUUCCUAUCUCUCUGAUGUAUAGAUUAUAUAGACAACUUAUGAUUGGCCAUAUUCAAGAAAGGUUUAUGGGGAAGAAUUAAUUUCCCUUUUAUUUUUUACUUUAGAUUAAAUAAAACUAGUAAACAAUGUUGAAUAUCCAAAAAUAUCUGAGAUACUUGCAGAUACUGGCUCAAUUAUAUAAUGGAUUCUUUCAAUUUCAUUUUUAGUUUCUAAAUAUAAUGAGAAUAUUUGUUUGUAAAAAGCUUAGAGAGAGAUAAUUAGUAUGUACUAUCAUGAUUUCACAGAUUUUUAAAUAAAUAAGAAUUGGUUAAGUAAAAUAAAGAGUGUCAACUUUAAAGGGAGAGAGUAUGAUCCUUCUAAAUCAGAAGAAAUCUUGAAUAGAUUGAAUCGAAUGGCAGUUGAAAAGAUGAAUUAUUUGAAUUUAUAAAAUGAAGUAGCUAAAUUAUAAUUAAUAUUAUAAGAACAUUUAGGGUUAUAGCAAAUUAAAAAAUAUUUAGAAACAAAAUAUAAGCUUGAACAUCUAUUUGAUAAAUUAUGUAUACCUGAGAAGAACAUACAAUCUACGAAUCAAAUUCUUCCAUCAGACAAUUAAUAUAUAAGAAAUCAAUAAUAAUAGCUGAGUUCGGAGACUGAUAUCUUGCAUUAAAAAGAGAUUACUUUAGAUUAAGAAUUUGAUGAAAGAAUCUAUUUAUUAGUCAGUAAAAAUAUACGAAAGCUACUACCAUCAUCUCCUCCAAACCAAGAAAAUUAAGAUAGUUCACAAAAUAUCAAUUUAUAGGUGAUGAAUCUUGAAUAAUCAUAAUCAUACUUGAAAUGA